GCUAUUUGAGCGAUCGCCUUGACGGUACUUAUCACAGCGUUGCCUUGAGGCGCUGGUGACAGGUGUACGGCAUAGACGAGCUGUUGCAACACCAUCUCGUGCACACAUGAUCCAGAAUCUGUGUAGCAUGGUAGUAAAGCUAUCGGUCUCGUGCAAGUCCUGCUGAGAAGGCGACAAAGCCGAUUACCAUGAUAAAGAUCCUCCGCAGCCGCCUUCCAGCGGCCCAAGCACACUCAUCCAUUCGUACACAACUCACGAUCUCCGACGACAACAAACAUGAAGCUUGCCGCCCUAUCUAUCGUACUGGGCACUGUUGCAGCCAUUCCGCUUGCCAUCGGCGAAGAGGACAGCGUCGUGCUCAGUGUGCUUUCGCACGACAACUUUAUCGCUGAAACAACUUGCAGCUGGAGCAGCAAAGGCAACACAGACAAGACCAAACCAUGCCUCAAUGCCAUUAUCAAGAAUCUCACACAGGAUUUUCUUGCUGCAUACCAGGAAGCAUCGCCAGUGGAUCAGAAUGUGGACGCCCCGCGCUCUGUCCAGCAAGGCAACGCCCAAUUCAACGUCAGCGGAAUCGUCGGCAACUUCUACUGGCUUUCUCUCAGCAGCGAGGCUUAUGAUCACUUCAACAAGUCACCCGCAACUGUGGAGCUGAUUGCAAGUUCCCUCAGCGACUAUGUCCUUGAAUACAACGCCACGGAGAUUUGCGUCGACUUCAGUACUGGCAAAGCCGGUCGUGGUGAUAUCAUCGCGAACGGUGUCAUGACUUUUGGUUGGGGCCUGGAGCCGUUCUACUAUGCUGAUCCAACGCUUUUGGAGAGGAGGCUCAAGCAGGACUGUCAGAUUGGCAACAUGCGCAUGUAUGCCACGCACUACCGUGAGGUGCCUCUGGUCUGAGGAGGGAUAAUUUUGGAUUGUCUGGGGAGGAGUAUACUUAAGUUGCUUCGUCUAAAGAGUGAUGCGGUCUCCCGUCCCAACGCUAGACUGAGAGGCAGGGACUCCACCUUGAACCGGAGAGAGUGGUACCUGCGGCUAUGUCUCUAAACCAAGGGCUGAGGUUUCUU
Molecule: messenger RNA, 1064 nt
Organism: Cercospora beticola
Lineage: Eukaryota; Fungi; Ascomycota; Dothideomycetes; Mycosphaerellales; Mycosphaerellaceae
Source: RefSeq, a predicted model, not a curated record